This is a messenger RNA of Leishmania mexicana MHOM/GT/2001/U1103, 2484 nucleotides long. RefSeq lists its product as hypothetical. Lineage: Eukaryota; Euglenozoa; Kinetoplastea; Trypanosomatida; Trypanosomatidae. Bases 1 to 2484 code for a protein of 827 amino acids. The transcript has a single exon. The record is from RefSeq and is a predicted model, not a curated record. Gene Ontology annotation, biological process: mitotic cell cycle.
AUGUGGCUCCAGAAGAGCAUAACCCUACCUGACCCGAUCCCGGAAGAAGAGGACAGGGCAGAAGCACCGACACCAGUGCUUGUCCCUGCUAAUGCCGGCACUCUGCCAUCCACCAACACUGAGUCAUCGCCGGAGGAUGCCAUGCCGCUUCCGGCCCCGCCCGCCAUGGAGAAGAAGACCUCCACUGGAGCGGAAAUCGACUUGACGAGGAUGGUGCUCGACACGAGCAGCUUCUUGCGCGCGUCUGCGCAGCGCCCGUCCGUGCGGUACCCGAGUCGGUCGUCUGUCGCCAACUCCGCGUUCAUCUCGGCGCAGGAGUACGACGACCUGCGUGCGCGCUACAGCCAGGCGAAGCGGGAGCUGCUGAAAGUAUCCGACAUUCAGAAGGACCUCGACUUUGCGCGUUUUGAGCUCACACGCUCCCAGGAGGAGAUGAAGCUGCUGCGAGUGAGCAACCAGAACCUCAAGAACGAGGUGGAGGAGUAUGCGCAGCGGGCCGAAAAGGAGCACAAGGCGCGCAUGUCUCUUGAGUCGAAGAUGUCGGCUGAGGGCGCCACUCGCACCGAGGAGGUGGAGUUCUUGACGAAGACCAUCGACGAGCUGCGCGAGGAGAACGCAAAGCGGCUCGAUUACAUGACACAGCAGCAGGAGGGUGAGUUUCAGGCGCGGCUGCAGUCCAUGCGAGAGGAGUUGGCAGGUGCGGCGGAGGAGCUGGCGCGGCUCACCGCGGAGGUGACGCAGGCACAGAAGGCUCGCGAUCUGUCGGAGUCGAAGCUCACCACCGCACUCACGGACUUGGAAAAGUCGCGGACGGAGGUGGGCGAUUGCAAGGUGCGAAUCGACGCCUUGCAAAAGGAGUGUCAUGCACUGGAGCAGCAGCACCGCGACUUUGUGCAGCAGCAGGAGAGACAGAACGCAACGUAUCUGGAGGAGCAAAAGGCUCUCAACGAGGAGCGGGUGCAUCAGGUGGCGCAGUCGAAGAAUUCGGCUAUCGCAGAGAUGCAAGAGGAGCUGCGUCUGUGGAAGGAGAGGACGAAGACGACGGCAGAGGAGCUAGCCGCGGCACGCCACGCGGCAAGCCAGCUCCAGGAGGACGUGAAGCAGUUGACUGCCGAUCGCGCGAAGGAAGUGCGGCGCCUCGCUGAGGAGCAUCGUCUUGCUCUGUGCGAGCUUCAGCUCCAGAUGGAGGCUGCGAUCCGCGAGGCGCGGGGCAGCAAGACCUCCAUCGAGGAGGAGGCGCAGUCGCUACGCCGCCAACUUGCGCAGGUGUCAACUGAGCUCUCAACCGUAGCUGGUGUGCUGGCGCAGCGGGAGCGCCAACUCGCCAAAGCAGAAGAGGAGCUUGCGCGCACCAAGGACCGCUGCGUUGCGGUGGAGCAGGAAAACGCACAGCUGGCGAGCGAUGCGCAACUGAACGCUGAGGCGGCCGAGGAGGCCGCAGAGCGGGUGGAGCGACUGAUGAAGCAGAACAACGACAUCGAGGAGGAGUUUUUGAAAGACCUCCGCGAAGCCAAGGACCGCAUCCGCGCCUUAGAGGCGACGCUCAUGCAAAGCAAAGGCGAGCUCUCGACGAUCCGCAAAGAGCAGAUAAAGUCAGCUGACGACGGCCUCGCCGUCACACGCGACCUUCGGGCACAUGUAGAGGCGCUGAUGGAAGAGUGCACGGCGCUCAAAGCACAGGCAGGGGAGCGCCGCCGCUUUGAGGAAAUGGCGCGCGACUACCGUCAGCGCUUCGAGGCGGAGAGGACGAAGGUAGGCACGCUCGAAACGGAGCUCAGCGCUGCCGUCGACAGAUGCACCGCUGUGGAGGCGAAGCUGGAGGAGCUCUCGCGCCGCGUUAUUUCGCAGGCAGUGUCGCGCUCACCGAUGCAGUCCCUGCACACCAACGCGACAGCCGCGUCGCUCUCCCGCCAUGGCAAGCACCGCAGUCUCUCCUCCGGUCAAUCGUACGGAGCCACCGGCGGCAGUUCUGUGAAACGCGCCCGCACUGAGGACGCACGUGUCUUUGCCAUCAGUGGUUUUGACGGAAACGACGUCCUGCUCGCCGUGAAGCAGCUGCCGAACGUGGCGAUAGCGGAAUGCAAGUCGAACAUGCCGGUGCCUUCCAAUCUCACCCACCUCAUCACGAAUGGCCAGCUCACAAUCAAGCUUCUGACAGCGCUUGUGCGAGGCUGCUGGGUGCUGCCGGAGUCCUAUGUGGUGGAUUCCUUGAAAGAGCAGACGUGGCUGCGUGAGGAGGACUACGGCUUCCAGCACGAGGAGCCGCCGCUGCUGAAGAAGCGCAUUGCCCUAACGGAGGCGUUCAUGUCCUGUAAGCACUACAGCACCGCCAGUCUGUUGCUCAAGGAGGGCGGUGCGAUCCUCGUCGAUGACCCGGCGCAGGCGGACAUUCUUCUGUGCACUAACGCCGAGGCACGCAGCACCAAAAACGGGUGGAACUGGGAAAAGAUGGUGGAGAUGAUCUACCCGCUCAAGAUUCAGUAG